AAUAAAAAACAUAUCUAUAGCAAAAUAUGAUGAAAUGCCAGAUAUCAAAGUUACACCGCUUGGUGCUGGACAAGAUGUUGGACGUAGUUGCAUCCUUGUUUCUAUGGGAGGUAAAAACAUCAUGCUGGAUUGUGGAAUGCAUAUGGGAUUCAAUGACGAGAGACGUUUUCCAGACUUCUCCUAUAUAGUCCCAGAGGGACCAGCAACCAAUUAUAUUGACUGUGUCAUUAUUUCUCAUUUUCAUUUGGAUCAUUGUGGUGCUCUUCCAUACUUUACAGAGAUGGUAGGUUACACUGGACCAAUUUACAUGACACAUCCGACCAAAGCUAUUGCACCAAUUUUGCUGGAAGACAUGAGGAAGGUUGCAGUUGAACGUAAAGGCGAGAGCAAUUUUUUCACAUCACAGAUGAUAAAGGAUUGUAUGAAGAAAGUUAUCGCUGUCACGCUUCAUCAAUCUGUCAUGGUCGAUCCAGAAUUGGAGAUAAAGGCAUAUUAUGCUGGACAUGUUCUUGGAGCAGCUAUGUUUUGGGUCCGCGUAGGGUCGCAGACUAUUGUAUAUACAGGGGACUAUAAUAUGACGCCAGAUCGGCAUCUAGGUGCCGCAUGGAUAGACAAGUGUAGACCAGAUUUAUUAAUAUCAGAGUCGACGUAUGCUACUACGAUUAGAGAUUCCAAAAGGUGUAGAGAACGAGAUUUUCUCAAGAAGGUACACGAAUGCAUCGACAGAGGUGGAAAGGUGUUAAUCCCCGUAUUCGCCCUUGGUCGCGCUCAAGAAUUAUGUAUAUUACUGGAAACAUAUUGGGAAAGAAUGAACCUAAAAGUACCCGUUUAUUUCGCUCUUGGUUUGACCGAGAAAGCUAAUAAUUAUUAUAAAAUGUUUAUUACCUGGACUAAUCAAAAAAUUAAGAAAACGUUCGUACAACGGAAUAUGUUUGACUUUAAACAUAUAAAACCGUUUGAUAAAGCAUAUAUCGAUAAUCCAGGUGCAAUGGUGGUAUUUGCCACGCCGGGAAUGUUACAUGCCGGUCUCUCGCUUCAGAUUUUUAAGAAAUGGGCGCCUAACGAGUCUAACAUGGUUAUCAUGCCAGGUUUCUGCGUACAAGGCACUGUAGGUCACAAGGUUCUAAACGGCUCACGGAGAAUAGAAUUCGAAAAUCGACAAAUCGUGGAAGUGAAAAUGGCCGUAGAGUACAUGUCUUUCUCCGCUCAUGCCGACGCAAAAGGAAUAAUGCAGUUAAUACAGUAUUGCGAGCCAAAAAACGUUAUGCUGGUACACGGUGAAUUCGCUAAAAUGGAAUACUUAAAAGAGAAAAUUAAACAAGAAUUCGGUGUUAGCUGCUACAAUCCCGCGAACGGUGAAACCUGCAUUAUCACGACCACAUCCAAAGUCCCUGUGGAUGCUUCUCUAGCAUUGUUGAAAGCUGAAGCAAAGAGAUACUCAGCACUACCACCUGAUCCAAAAAGACGAAGACUGCUUCACAGUGUUCUGAUGUUAAGAGAAGAUGGUGUCUGUCUUGUGGAUGCAGAUGAGGUUGCAAAGGCUGCAGGUAUCACAAAACAUGUAGUUAGAUUUACAUCUACUGUACAAGUGAGAGAUCCUGGUCCAGCACAUGCUACAACCUUAAAACUAUUGCAGCCACUAAAAGAAAGAUUAUCAGGAUGGACAGUCCAAUUAACGGAUGGUUCUAUAUCAGUCGAAUCUGUUUUGGUGAAAGUAGAAGGAGAUGAAGAUGAUCAAAAAAGUGUUUAUGUUUCGUGGACUAAUCAAGAUGAAGAUUUAGGUAGUUAUAUUCUCGGAUUUCUGCAAACAAUGCUGAAUUAAAGAAAACGAGAAGAUUGCUGUCGAACAAACAAAUUUCGACCUGUGAUACCGAUAUAUGGUUUGCUAUUAUCAUUAUUAAGAGAAUGAUUAAAUCUAUUUCAUAUCUUGA
Molecule: messenger RNA, 1931 nt
Organism: Pogonomyrmex barbatus (red harvester ant)
Lineage: Eukaryota; Metazoa; Arthropoda; Insecta; Hymenoptera; Formicidae
Gene: IntS11
Product: integrator complex subunit 11
Biological process (GO): snRNA processing
Cellular component (GO): nucleus
Molecular function (GO): RNA endonuclease activity
Source: RefSeq, a predicted model, not a curated record